AUGACACCACCCGAAUCCCCGCCUGCUCCCCUGCGCAGAGGCAACGUCAUCGGCGGACGUCAAGGCGACAAGUUCCGCCUGACGGUCCUCGCCGAUGGCCUAGUCCGCUAUGAAUGGGCGCCGGACAGUCGGUUUGAGGAUAGGCCAUCCUCCUUUGCAUACCGUCGCGACCGCGGAGGUACCGAUGAUUUUGUAGUCGAGGACUUCAACGACGACGGCUGGAUUGACAUCGUCACCAAGCGUUUCCGUAUCACCUUUGACACAAACUGCACCUCCUUCGCGGCGCACAACUUCUUCUGUCUCGUCGCGGGCCACACCCGCAGCCUCUGGCGGUACGGGUACUACAAGCCGUGGGAGAGCCUCGGCGGCACCGCCCGCACGCUGGACCGCAUCGAUGGCAGGACCGACUGGGGCACUGGAAUCAUGUCGCACAAGGGCUACGCCACCAUCGACGACUCGACCACCAUGCUCUUCGAGGAGGAUGGUUUCAUUGCGCCACGUCUCGCGGGGGAGGGCAGAGUGGACGGUUACCUUUUCGCCUAUGGGCACGACUACCGAGACGCCAUCAAGGCAUUUUACCUCAUCACGGGUGAGACCCCUGUCAUCCCGCGCUGGGCGCUGGGCAAUUGGUGGAGCAGGUAUUACCCGUACAGCGACCGCGAGUAUCUCGGCCUCAUGGACGAUUUUGAAAAACACCAAGUCCCGCUGUCGGUCGCCGUCAUCGAUAUGGAGUGGCAUCUGGUCGAUGACCCUCGAGUUAUCGCGGAUGGCCAGAAUGGUUGGACUGGAUAUUCGUGGGAUCGUAAGCUGUUCCCGCACCCACGCCGCUUCCUGGCAGAGCUGCACAAGCGUGGGUUGAAAACGACUCUCAAUGAUCACCCGGCCGAUGGUGUGCACAGGUACGAAGACUUGUAUAAAGAGUUUUGCCACGCAGUUGGCCGGGAUCCAGCGUCAGGGGAGCCGGUAGCGUUUGACAUAACAAACCGCAAAUACAUCCGUGCCUAUUUCGAGAUCCUGCUCAGACCACUCGAGGAGGACGGUUGCGACUUUUGGUGGAUAGACUGGCAACAGGGCGAGUACACCAAGCUGCCCGGUGUUGAUCCGCUCUGGGUGCUCAACCACUUCCACUACCAACACAUCAAGAGCAGCAAAAUGCCCCAGCCCCUGAUCCUGUCGCGGUAUGCCGGGCCCGGCAGUCAUCGCUACCCAAUCGGCUUCUCGGGGGACAGCGUGGUUUCGUGGGACAGUCUGCGCUUCCAGCCCGCAUUCACAGCGACGGCUUCCAACAUUGGCUACGGUUGGUGGAGCCACGACAUUGGCGGCCACUACCUGGGCGCCAAGAGCGUCGAGCUAACCACGCGCUGGGUCCAGCUCGGCGUCUUCUCCCCCAUAAUGCGCCUGCACUCGUCAAACACGCGCUGGGUGACCAAGGAGCCCUGGAUUCUGCCGACCGGCGGCCCCCAGGAGACAGUAUCGAACUUUCUAAGGCUGCGCCACCGGCUGCUGCCGUAUCUGUACUCGAUGAACGUGCGCGCCUCCGAGGAAGGCAUGCCGCUCGUCCAGCCCAUGUACUGGGAGUGCCCCACACGCCACGAGGCGUAUCGCGUCGAGAACCAGUACCUGUUUGGCACGAGCAUGAUGGUGAUGCCUAUCACGGACCCGCUCGACCCGACGUACCGGUUGGCUAAAACCAAGGGCUGGUUACCUCCUGGUAGGUGGAUUGAUUACUUUACCGGGAGGGUGUACACUGGAGACCGCGAGGCGUGGAUGAGCAGGCCCCUGAAUCAGUAUCCUGUGUUUGUCAGGGAGGGAUCGAUUGUGGUCUUGGAUGCUGCCGAAAAGAUCGGAAAUGGCGCACCUUUGCCCACCUCUCUCGAGGUUGUCCUGGCUGUCGACCAAAACUCUGGAGACGCCUGCUUCGACCUCCACGAAGAUGUUCAAGGCGAAGACGGCGAAACUAGACGAUUCACUACAAAGAUCGAAUGGACAGCAGAGACGAGCACCGUGACAAUCACCAACGCCCCAGGCUCAUGCAACGAAUCCCAUCAAGACCGAGAAUGGAAUCUGCUCUUCCUGGCCCAGCACGGCAGCAGGUGCACCUUGACGAACGUACAUACCAACGCCCAACUCCGUCAUCAACCUGACGAAAGGGGCUCACGCUUCACGCUGGGCAGCUUUCCGUCCGACGAGCCCAUCGUGGUGAAGCUCAGCGGAGGAGGCGGGAUGGUGAACAACAACCCGAUCCGCCAUAUCGAGAAGAUCCUGGGCGAUGCCGAGAUCGAGUACGCGCUCAAGGACACCAUCUGGGCCAGCCUGACGGUCGAGACGGGGAAGAAGACCUACCGGGCGCGUCCGAAGAAUGAACAGCUGCAGGGCGUGCAGGCGUUGGAUAUUGAUGAUAAUUUGAGACAUGCGAUUGUGGAGAUGUUGUUGCUCGAGUAUGAUGAUCCGGAUACGUCGGUUUGA
Molecule: messenger RNA, 2466 nt
Organism: Pyricularia grisea
Lineage: Eukaryota; Fungi; Ascomycota; Sordariomycetes; Magnaporthales; Pyriculariaceae
Exons: 1
Coding region: 1-2466 (821 amino acids)
Biological process (GO): carbohydrate metabolic process; N-glycan processing
Molecular function (GO): alpha-glucosidase activity
Source: RefSeq, a predicted model, not a curated record